This is a messenger RNA of Verruconis gallopava, 895 nucleotides long. RefSeq lists its product as uncharacterized. The record is from RefSeq and is a predicted model, not a curated record. The transcript has 2 exons. NCBI's taxonomy places the organism in Eukaryota, Fungi, Ascomycota, Dothideomycetes, Venturiales, Sympoventuriaceae. Bases 98 to 895 code for a protein of 265 amino acids.
AUAUCGACGCUCUGUUGCGAAUGAGCACAAAGACUCAACGUUCGAUCACAAAGUCGGCUCCAAAGCGGAAGAUGAGGGAUAUGUGUAAAGGAAAAAGAUGGCUGAUGCUGCCAUGUUGAAACGAGAGAAUGCUUGCAGGCCAUCCACACCGCCGACGCAACCACCAUCUCUCUCAGCUCCGGAUGUGGGUGGACAGUCACUCCUUGCAGCCCGAGAAGGGAGCCAAAUUGUCAACAACACAACCGUUGAUCGGUCCACGUUUUGCAAAAUCAUGGAGACUCACAAGAAGCGGAACGUUAAAGUGACGCCGGAGACGAAGCUGAAGAAAGAACCGCGAUCAGAAGGUCCGUCGGAUCACAAACUUGCACAGAGCGUCGAACCCGAUGCAGGCUGUCCACUUCGAAACAGCGGAUGGUCUGACAGGCUCUCUCCGAUGCUCAACGUCGAAAGUGCAGACGUCAAUGCGGAUGACCAUCCACACACCGAAAGAACACAGUGGUUCAGAAAUGUCCUGCAGUCUAUCUCGAAUUCAGACCAAAGCGUCCGCGCAGAAUUGCUUCUUCUAUGCCUCGGCCGCCGAAAUCUUACGGUCCUGGCGCUGGAGAAGAAGAAGAAGAAGAAGAAGAAGAAGAAGAAGAAGAAGAAGAAGAAGAAGAAGAAGAAAGCAUACAAUCAUUCGACGGGGACGGUGAUACAAACCCCAGCAGAUGCUUCUUCCGGAUCGUCUGAGCCAAAGGAACGUGCUGAAAGUCAAGCAGGCGAAGAAACCUCCUCAGCAUCUCCCGUGCAACCGAUCGACAAUAGGCUUAGCGGAGAACCAUCAAAAUCGAAUCUUCUUAUUGAGGGAGAACUUUUUGGAGAUGGCGACGACUCACCUUCGGCCUUGGUCGAGUAG